Hevea brasiliensis (rubber tree) is the source of this 642-nucleotide messenger RNA. Its product is annotated as polygalacturonase-like. The record is from RefSeq and is a predicted model, not a curated record. Gene Ontology annotation, molecular function: polygalacturonase activity. Lineage: Eukaryota; Viridiplantae; Streptophyta; Magnoliopsida; Malpighiales; Euphorbiaceae. The transcript is spliced from 4 exons. The coding region runs from base 1 to 642 and encodes 213 amino acids. Gene Ontology annotation, biological process: carbohydrate metabolic process.
AUGUUCGAUUUCCUCACCAAAAGCAUAGUUCGAGGCGUAACUUCCUGGGCGGCAAGAAUUUCCAUGUCAAUGUUAUGGGGCCAGCGUUACCUUCGGCACUUUACUAUCAUUGCACCGGGACAUAGCGUCAACACAGAUGGAAUUCACAUUGGACGAUCAAAGAGGAUCAAUAUCAUUGAUUCAGACAUUAUCACCGGUGAUGAUUGCAUCUCAAUUGGAGAUGGGAGCCAACAAAUACGAAUCACGAAAGUAAGAUGCGGGCAGGGCCAUGGCAUUAGUGUAGGAAGUUUAGGGAAAUGCGAGAAGGAAGACCACGUGGUUGGAAUUUUUGUAAGGAAUUGCACGAUCUCGACAGAUAAUGGUGUGAGAAUUAAGACUUGGCUUUGCAUUACAUGGACAAUCAAUUCCACGGAUGUUAAUUUUGAAGACAUUAUCAUGAAAAAUGUCGACAAUCCUAUCCUCAUUGAUCAAGUGUAUUGCCCAUGGAAUCAAUGCAAUCCAAAGGUAAAGAUCAACAACGUUAGCUUAAAGAAUAUUAAGGGCACUUCAACAACUCCCAUAGCCCUUCGACUUAACUGUAGUAGCAUCGUCCCGUGCGAGAAGGUUGAGCUUGCUAACAUUAACCUCAAGUACAUUGGGUAA